AUGGAGCUAGAGAAUGACACACAAAUUUCACAAUUUCUUCUUCUGGGAAUUUCAGAAGACCCAAGGUUGCAGCCUGUCCUCUUUGGACUGUUUCUUGCCAUGUACCUGGUCACUGUGCUUGGGAACCUACUCAUCAUCCUGAUCACGAUCUCAGAAUCUCAUCUACACACGCCCAUGUACUUCUUCCUCUCCAACUUGUCAUUUGUGGACAUCUGUUUCACCUCCACCACUGUACCAAAGAUGCUAGUAAACCUCCAGUCACAUUAUAAGUUCAUAAUGUACACAGACUGCAUCACUCAAAUGCUUUCCUUCAUAUUCUUUUCAGGACUGGACAUCUUUCUGCUAACCAUAAUGGCUUAUGAUCGAUAUGUGGCCAUUUGUCACCCCUUACAUUACACAGUCAUCAUGAAUCCCAGACUCUGUGUGAUGAUGGUUGUGGUGUCCUGGAUAGUAAAUGUUCUGCAUGUCUCAUCACAAGGCUUCAUGGUGCUACAGUUAUCCUUCUGCACAGAAUUGAAAAUUCAUCACUUUUUCUGUGAGCUGAAUCAGGUGUUACAACUCACCUGUUCCGACAACUUUGUUACUGUCCUUGUCAUGUAUCUUUUACCUGUGUUGUUGGCAGCUGGAUCCCUCAUUGCCAUCCUCUGUUCUUACUAUGAAAUACUUUCCUGCAUACGUGCCAUCUCAUCAGCUCAAGGGAAAUACAAAGCAUUUUCCACGUGUGCAUCUCACCUCUCUGUUGUCUCUUUAUUUUAUUGCACAGGAAUAGGUCUAUAUCUGAGCUCUGUUGUAACAGAAAAUUCGCAGUCCACUGCCAGAGCCUCAGUUUUGUACAGUGUUGUCACUCCUAUGUUGAACCCAUUCAUCUAUUGUCUGAGGAAUAAAGACAUAAAAAGUGCUGUGAAAAAGUUUUUGAGAUAG
Molecule: messenger RNA, 921 nt
Organism: Peromyscus maniculatus bairdii (prairie deer mouse)
Lineage: Eukaryota; Metazoa; Chordata; Mammalia; Rodentia; Cricetidae
Product: olfactory receptor 7A17-like
Biological process (GO): G protein-coupled receptor signaling pathway
Cellular component (GO): membrane
Molecular function (GO): G protein-coupled receptor activity; olfactory receptor activity
Source: RefSeq, a predicted model, not a curated record